AUGUCGUCAGAUCGCCCCUGGUCUCUAAAGACCCUUCCUUUGAGGGACGCCUCUGGUGCAGGACUUCUCUCUGCAGACAGUUAUCCCCAAACUCCAUCAACCCCAAAAAGUUUAACUCCUCUUGCAUCGAAAGUUACAAGUGUCUUGUCGACGACACACUCCGAUACUGAGUUCAGGGAUGCUCUCUCUCUUCUUGAUCAACGAGGAAUUCAAAAUGAUGCCGAAACUCGCCGACGAGUACGGCUGGACCUGCAAAAAGAAGUUAUCGACAGCAACGGAGAAGUCAUCGCUGAGUUUGGUCGUGUCGCUGAGCAACUCCGACGCAUCAAGACAACCAUCGACAAGCUAAACAGCGGCUAUGAGGGCAUGAAAAGCCAGGUUGUUGCAGCUCACGAGCAAACGACGCCAGCACUCUCCGAAGCAUCAUCACUUCUCGAGCAAAGGAGACAGGUCGAGGUCAAGCAGGACCUUCUAGGCGCUUUCAGGAAGCAUUUCAUCAUGUCUGAGAGUGAGAUCGCGGCUUUAACCAUGACAGCCGAACCGGUCGAUGACCGUUUCUUUGAAGCAUUGGGUAAAGCGAAGAAGAUUAGCAAAGACUGUGAGAUCUUGCUUGGCUUCGAAAAACAAACUUUGGGGUUGGAGUUGAUGGAGCAAACGUCAAAGAACAUCAACCUUGGCUUCCAGAAACUUUACAAGUGGAUACAACGAGAGUUCAGGACGCUGAACCUUGAAAACCCACAGAUGAACUCGUCGAUUCGACGGGCCCUCAGGGUGCUUGCUGAAAGGCCUUCUCUAUUCCAGAACUGCCUGGAUUUCUUCUCCGAAGCACGAGAACGAAUCCUUUCCGACUCAUUCUAUGUCGCCCUGACUGGAAGCUCCCCGUCAGGGACUGAGGAUCCUUCAGUCAAGCCCAUCGAUAUGACUGCACAUGACCCUCUGCGGUACGUGGGUGACAUGCUGGCCUGGAUCCAUUCAGCAACGGUCAGCGAGCGUGAGGCACUGGAGGUAUUGUUCGUCGCCGAGGGUGAGGAGCUUGCAAAGGGAUUGAAAUCCGGUCGAGAUGCUGAAAUUUGGCGCCUUAUCGCGGAAGAUGACGAGGUUGAGGCUGACUUCAACGCUUUGAAGGCGUUGAAUGAUUUGGUGGACCGCGACAUUUCUGGCGCAGCUCGUGUGCUUCGCCAACGGAUGGAACAAGUGAUCCAAUCGAACGAAGAGACAAUCCCAGCCUACAAGCUCGCGAAUCUCAUCAACUUCUACCGCAUCACAUUCCAGAAGACUCUUGGUCCAAAUACCAACUUGGUGGAGCUGGUCGAGGGUCUUGAGACGGAGGCUCUUCGCCAGUUCCGGGCAUUGGUUAGGGAUCACAUUGCCACUUUGCAGGGAGAGUUUCAGCAUGCUCCUUCAGACCUUGGGCCCCCUGCUUUCCUACAAGACUCAUUGAAGCAACUCAAGGCUAUCAGCAAGACCUAUGACUCUUCUCUGUCUGCUUCGGAGGAUCGCGAGAGCGAGUUUGAGAAUGUGUUGGCGGAAGCUUUUGAGCCUUUUAUGGCAGGGUGUGAGAAUAUUGCCAAGGUUAUGAAGGAUCAAAAAGGUGCCAUCUUUCUCAUCAACUGCAUAUCAUCUGCAACAGCAUGUUUAGAGCCGUUCGAGUUCACCCGACGAAGGACCCAACAGCUUCAGGACAAAUCAGAGGAGGAGGCCAAAAAACUAGUCGUCAGCCAGUACAACUUCUUCCGAAAAGGGUCCGGCCUUGACCCUAUCUUCUCAUUUCUAGAAGAGAACAAGGACAAAGAUGCUGGUCCGCUGGACGAGAAACUACUUGGCCAGGCGAGCCAAACCCUGGAUGACUUCCUACCAUCCGCGCUCAUGGAUGCUAUGGAGAACCUGAAGCACCUUCAGGACUCGAAACUGGCUCGACAAGUCACUGAGGAGGCUGCAGAACAAUUCUGUAACGACUUCGAGGAGCUUGAAGAAGUGAUUCUGGAGGAAGACGAGGACUCUGCGGAUUCGGAUGACGAUGAGGAAGAGGGGCGGCUUCGAUCCGUAUUUCCCAGAACCACAGCCGAGAUACGUGUAUUAUUGUCAUAA
Molecule: messenger RNA, 2088 nt
Organism: Fusarium keratoplasticum
Lineage: Eukaryota; Fungi; Ascomycota; Sordariomycetes; Hypocreales; Nectriaceae
Product: Conserved oligomeric Golgi complex subunit 6
Exons: 2
Coding region: 1-2088 (695 amino acids)
Biological process (GO): intra-Golgi vesicle-mediated transport
Cellular component (GO): COG complex
Source: RefSeq, a predicted model, not a curated record